This is a messenger RNA of Epinephelus moara (kelp grouper), 11884 nucleotides long. RefSeq names its product protein phosphatase, Mg2+/Mn2+ dependent, 1E (gene ppm1e). Bases 263 to 2140 code for a protein of 625 amino acids. Lineage: Eukaryota; Metazoa; Chordata; Actinopteri; Perciformes; Serranidae. The record is from RefSeq and is a predicted model, not a curated record. Gene Ontology annotation, molecular function: cation binding; protein serine/threonine phosphatase activity. The transcript is spliced from 7 exons. Gene Ontology annotation, biological process: protein dephosphorylation; negative regulation of protein kinase activity.
CUCAGUCCAGCUUGUGACAGCGAGUCCAGUAGUAUAACCGGAGACGCCACGGUCCCGCUCAGCCAGUCAGGUCCGCUGCUCUCAGACGCGCCGGUUGGUUCCACGCGCUCCGCUCCCUCCGGUAGUCCAUACUCAUUCAGGUAGUCCGCUCGUGCACUGACAGUCCAACUAGUUCGGUUCAGUGUCCUGACUCUUCUCUUGUCAGCCCGGGAAGUUCGAGUACUGACGGGCGGAGCUGUCUCUGUCUGUCCAGGAAUGAGAGAUGAUGGCCGGCUCUACAGCAGAGGAAAAAACCUUCCGACGGUUCCUGGAGCUCUUUCUCCGGGAGAUGAGAAUGCCUCUGCAGGAGAGCGACCCGCCGCCGAUGCGCCCCUUGUCGGACCUGGUGAUUGAGGAAGAGGUGGAGGGGGAAUGCCUCGACCUGUGUCUCCAGCACCUCUACAAAUAUAACUGCCCAUGCUCCUUGGCUGCAGCCCUUGCCAGAGCCACAGCAGACAGCCUCCUGCAGACUGACCUCUCCAUCCACCACCUCAAUAAGACCGUAGAAGAUGGAGCUGACCCAUUACCACAGAUGGAGUCUGUAAAGCUGGCCCGACUGGUGUUCAACAGACUGUUUGAGAUGUGCUGCCUCUGGCUGAAGGAGCUUCCUUUCCGCCGCCGUCCACAGCCGUACUACGAAACCUCCAUCCAUGCCAUCAAGAACAUGAGGCGCAAAAUGGAGGACAAACACGUCAUCAUCCCUGACUUCAACACGCUCUUCAACAUUCAGGAUCAGGAGGAACAGGCUUACUUUGCUGUGUUUGACGGUCACGGCGGUGUGGACGCUGCCAUUUUCGCUGCCAACCACCUCCAUGUCAACUUAGUCCAUCAGGAAUCAUUCGGCCAGGACCCCAUCGAGGCGCUCUGCAGAGCCUUCAAAGCCACGGAUGAACAAUUUGUGAAGAAGGCUUCACGAGAGCACCUGCGUUGCGGCACGACGGGCGUGGUGACGUUCCUGCGAGGUCGGACUUUGUAUGUGGCCUGGCUGGGAGACUCCCAGGUCAUUCUGGUCAGAAAAGGACAGGUCGUGGAGCUGAUGAAACCACAUAAACCAGACAGAGAGGAUGAGAAGCAGAGGAUCGAGGCUCUGGGAGGCUGUGUGAUCUGGUUUGGCACAUGGAGGGUUAACGGCAGUCUGUCUGUAUCCAGAGCAAUAGGUGAUUCAGAGCAUAAGCCCUACAUCUGUGGUGAUGCAGACCAUGGCAUCUUCCCAUUGGAUGGUACAGAGGACUACCUGAUUCUGGCCUGUGAUGGCUUCUGGGACACCGUGGGUCCAGACGAGGCGGUGCGGGUGGUCAGCGACCACCUCCAGGAGAACUCCGGAGACACCACCAUGGUAGCCCACAAGCUGGUGGCCUCAGCCCGUGACGCAGGCUCUAGUGAUAAUAUCACAGUCAUAGUGGUCUUCUUGCGGGACCCACGCACCCCACCACCCACUGGCACAGAGGACGAGGAGGAGGGUGUUGUAGAGGGAGAGGUGGAAGAGGAGGAGGAGGAGGUAGCAGAGGUGGAGGAGGAGGAACAGGAAGAGGAGGAUGAGGAGGAAGAAGAGGCAGUCAGAGUAGAGCGUGAUGGUGGUGAGGGAGGCAGCACUGCGGACAUCGGGGGGAAGGGUCGCGGAGGUUGGCCCCUGCAGCAGUGCUCAGCCCCUGCCGAUCUCAGCUACGAAGACCGAACGGACUCGCUCACGGACAGAACUAGCCUCAGCCUGCUGGGGCCGUCGCUGGAGGGCCGCAUCACCCUGACCGGGGGCUCACAGCAGCCCUUCUCCAACUUUAGCCCCGACCUCUUCACAGCCUCCCACAUCUAUCGAGAAGAACGCCCACUGAGGCGCAGGUCCUGUAUCCCCUUUCAGGAGGCCAGCAUCUCUAGCUUCACGGACCCACUGUGGCCCCAGACAGCCAUGCUGUUAGGCCAGGCAGUGAAGCGAAGCCGCAGGCUUGGUUAUGGUAGUCGCCGAUGGGGCCGAAGGAGGCCAGGCGCAUCCAAGGAGCUGCUAGGCCUGUUACCCUCUGGCCACUUGCUGCCGCACAUGCAGCGCCACUCCAACCAGAGGCCUGGAGUGGCAGUGCCUCACCUGCCCCACAAUUCCACCAUCUGAAGAGGUGACCCAAACCAAACCAUCUCCUUCAUUUAUUCAGUCCUGCCCCUCAGCCCACCCACCCACCCACCUCUGCCUUCAACAUGUCUUUCUUUGAUAGUAGGUAGUUGUGGCUCCUGCAGUCGUUACGUGAUUAUUGAAACUCUGUCGGAGGAGUGGUGCUCUCUGUCCUAAGCCGAAAUGUCUCCAAAUGUAAGCCGGCCCACUAAACACAAGCCCUGCUCCUCAGUGCUGUAGGUAAAGCGCAAAACUGCAUCCUCUCCAUUGUGACCACUGAUCAGUCAUCAUGAAGCCAGAGCUGCAGGCUGAUGAGAUGUGUUCAGACUGAAUGUAAAAUGAAUCUGCACCGUGCAGGACACAGUUAAUUGUUGGCAGUGCAAAAAACAGAAACACCUGGAGUUCCAGCCAUAUUUUGAUUAAAUCGCCAGGACAGUGUAUUGUUAACUCGCUAGACUGGACCACGAAAAGCACCAAAAGAAGCAAAAGAUCGCUUGCAUUCAGUCUGAACACAAAUUUAAUUUAUGUGCUUGGUUGCUCCACAUUCUGGCCAGCAUCUUUAGACUAAAAUUAUGUAUUUUGGACAGAAAGAAAAAGCCUUCUAGGUGAAAAUUAGUCUCUUUCAGGUUAAUGGAAGGAAUAAAUUUGAUCUCAUCACUUGUCAAGCUUGCAGAGGAAGUAAGAAUAUACACUACUUGGCAAAAAUUAUAGGGACACUUAAACAUUACACCCUUAUAUGGUAGCUGAACAUGUCAUUCCAUACCCAUAGGCAUAAAUGCGCUCUUAUGACAGUCUCCACACUUCUUUGAAGUCUAUCCUCUAGACCGAUACAGGAUUUAUUGGAUUUUUUUUUUUCUUCUUUUAAAUAUAAACAAAACUUACAGGACACAUUCUUGAUGAGGAUUGCUUAAAAUAUGGUUAAUGAAGAACUGCAAUAAAGUACGGUGGCCCUUAGGAUCAAAAUGCAACAUUUCAGAAAACACAACAUUUUACAAACACAACCAACCCAGUCUCACUCUGAAGUCAUUGAAAUCCAGUGCUUGGGCAGCGACUUGUGCCAUCAGACACAGAUGAAAAAAGCUGUCCUUGAAUGUUGGCAUGAUACCCGGCCGGUCGACGUUACAGUUUAACAGCACCUGAUGGCAUCAGGGGGAAAUGUGACGAGACAAGAACGAAAGUUAAGGCGGCGAAAGUCCAAGUAGGGCGGGUGGGAGUGGCUGAUGGAUCCAAGAAACGCCGAACUUCACCCGGGAGAGCGGUGUUCGCGUCCCGUAAGAUUAUAAAGCCAAACCCUGUUCUUUUUUCCUAAACCUAACCACGUGCUUUUGUUGUUGAAGGAAAAAAAAACGUCAAUUCACGGUGUUGUACCAACGUAGCGCUUCUAUUUUUAAAGAAACUGAAGGUAAAUGGUAAAGUUCCUAAGAAAACAGAAGUGUAUUUUGACACCCAGGGUACCCUGGACGUCAUAUGUGGACGUGGAAAGUCCAUGACCAAACGUCAAUAUGUGACGAGGUCGGAGUGAGAGUGUGUUGACAAAACACAACAUUUCACAAAACACUACAACAUGUUUCCGAAAUGUUGUUGUGUAUUGACCCUCAGGGUCACCAUAAUAAAGACAUGUAUUGGGUUAUUAUUUUUUUGCUACUUACUGGAUGUUGAACAAAGAAUAAAAUGAUAUAUGCGCCACUACAAACAUUAGCCAAUAAUAUUGUCAAUGCCGAUGAAUCGGUCAUGCUCUAGGUGAAAAGGGAACGAGCCUUUUUAUUUCCCUUACUUAGAGUUACAAGGCAGAGACCAAAACAUUGAAAAACAGCCCUAAACCAAAAGUACACCAAAUAAUUUGGUGUUAAUCAUUUCCUUCUAUUUAAUGUCGCCCAGGUAUAAAUGCAGAGUGAGAUGACACAUCUUUUGUUUUGAGACCGCUGUCCAGAAUGUCGAGCGACCGAACAUUAAAAUAAACUCUAAUGGCGGAGUUUACCUUUUUGUCAGCAAUCCUUUGGUGGCAGAUGAAUGCAGUUCAUAGGGACUGAAGGCACAUGCUGUUCCUUCCCCUUCCCAUACAGUCAGUGACCCAGCCAUUAUCCAGCCACAAUUUGUCUACAGAUAAAAGCAUUUAACAACGGAUUAUAAAAGAUUAGCAGUCACUUACCUGAAUAAAUGGUCCACGUAGUCCAGUAUUCCAGAUGGGGAUAUACUCCUGAGAUCAUAUUUUUUUUCUUUCAUGAUGGAGGAGAAGGGUAUAUUUUUUGUCAUAGUUGUUGGGCCACAUAGCUGUUGCAAAUAUUCCAAGUGUAUUUACUUUUACACAAAAACCCAUCUAAGAGAAGUAUUUUACAGCAGGUUUGAUAAGUGCAAACCAUUUAAUGUCGGGCCAGGACAGUUGAAACCUGCAGAACACGUGCCUUCCAUAUGUGUUACUAAAGCCUACUUCCCUACUACACAUAUAUAUUUACUAAUUACUGAAUUUGUUAACAAUUCAGGACAAAUCUGGCUUUCACUUGGGUUGUAUUUUGACUCCGUGCCACUUUAAAGACAGGGUCAAAAGGUUUGACAUUUUGGGAAAUAGUUUGAUUUGCUUUCUUGCCAAGAAGAUUGAUACACUCUCAUAUCUGCACACUAAAUAUAAAGCCACAACCAGCAGCUGAUUAGCUUAGCUUAGCAUAAAGAGUGGAAGCAAAGGGGAACAGUUAGCUUUAGCUUCUAGGACCAGUUGCACAAAGCACCUUUAGUUUACUCCUUACGUAUGACACUUAAGGUUUAGUUUUUCCUUAGCUGAGGAAAUAACUUAAGGGUGUUGCACAGAAUCUUGUAAAAGGUUUCCUUAGUCAAGGAAAGGCAUUCAGGCAUUUACUGCACUGAAAGAGAUUUUACAACAGUGAAAUUCUGCUGUUUCCAUGGAGACCAUUUGUUUGCUUGAACAGGCGCUUGUGAUAACUAUCGCUUCCUGUUGUCGCACCUAAGUAGCGUCUCCAAAGUCAGCCUGAUAUUUUAAAAAAAAAUGGCAGAAGAUAAGAAGACAAAAAACAAAAUGGUGAGAGGAAGAAAAAUCAGACUUCUAGAGGAGUUCAAUAAAAGAAAAAACAAACUGAAAAAUAAAUCUGAUCCAAAAAUAACAGCCAACAUGAAGCAACAAAUGUAGGAGGCAAUGUUUGGACGGGAACUUCACCACGCUGUUCGCCAAAGGGUGAGGGUGUUUGAAACCCGGCGAGUGACAUGACACACCGUCGACUUGUGUAUGUGAAAUACCUCGCCAAUAACUGAUUGAAAAGAUCCUUUUGCAUUAAAACCAUAGGGCAAUCAUUAGUUGUGGAGCCUGAUCUCACUCCGAAGUCGUCGAAAUCCAGUGCUUGGGCAGUGAUUUGCGGCCUCAGAAACCAAUGAAAAAAGGCGUCCUUUAACGUUGGCAUGAUAGGCGGCUGGUUGCCGUUAUAGUUUAACGGUGCCCAGCAGCAUCAGGGAUGAAAGUUAAGGCGGCGAAAGUCAGACUGGGGCAGGUGGGUCCAACAAACACCAACGUUCACCUGUGAGAGCAGUGUUCGCGUCCCGUAAGAUUCUAAAGCCAAACCUUCUUCUUUUUACCUCAACCCAACCAUGCGACAUAGUGCGUUUAUUUUGAAAGAGACUGUAUGUAAACGUUAAAUUUCCUGUGAAAACUGAAGUGUGUUUUAAAAACCAACUAACCAGCUGCUGGCUACAUAGUAGCUGCACAUGUAGCGUACAGACAUGAGAGAGGAACCAACCUUCCCAUCAAUAAAGUGAAUAUUUCCCAAAAUGUCCUUUUAGAUCCAAAAUCCUUUGGAUAACAUGAAGAGAAUCUGCACGUUAGAGAGCACAGUUUUCUAUCUGUAAUCUAUACAGUCGUGGUGCUGAUGGCCCCUCCGGCUCUGCAACAAUACUACGCAGCAAACAUCCCAGUCAUCACCAACUGCAAGAUAGCCGGGCUCCUGUGGCCCCAUGUCGCCUUUAAUAAUUGGAUCUUUCUCUGAUCUGAUCUAGAUUCAACAACGGAGAGCCCCCUCUGUGCCGUCUAACACGCUGCUGACAAUGCUGCACUUCAGUUAUGUAAGCAAGUCUUUAUGCCACCUUUCAUAAGACUGAACUUGUCCAUGAGACAUGAAUGCCAGUUUCGACAUUCAUUGGUUUCAUAUAUCUGACGCCAAUAUGGUAGCGUUCCUCUUUAAUGCUAACUCAUAAUCAUAAUUAACAAAUGUAAUCUAAUACUAAUUUGUAUGAUAAAAUAUGACAGCACCCAGUUAACUUGGAGAGACUGAUCUGUGGAAAGACGUCUGUCACUUUGCUUUAAAUGUGUAACUUUUGUUUUCAAAUACACACAAUAGCAUUACUGUAUCUAAACAUACUUAUUGACUAUAAACUAGCUGUAACACACACUUGCUAUGAAACUAUUAAAUGAUAGGUAAACCUUGACCCACAUUCCCCCGAGUUACUAACUCUGACUUUAAUUUUCAAAGUACUAAAAUGGUUUGGUUGCCUACUAAAUAUUUAGUUUGUUGUGGGAGCAAAUGACUGUUCGCUAAGCCUCACCCCCGCUUAGUUACUGUUGUUACAGCUGUCAGGCUUUCCGUUCUCGCAUGAUAAAUAUGCAGAUUUAGCUACCACUUGAAAUUGGUAGUAAUUUUGUUAAACAAUAAGUCCUUGAUUUCACUUAAGCUUCUCAUUUCUGGUCGCCAACUAGGUAGCAUACUUUUAUUGUAGCUUUUACCUCAUUAGAAUGCUCAUCUUACAGAAAAACAUACUUGGACAAGCAACACAAACAGUGUGUCUCUAAUCGCAAACUUACGUUAGUACACUUCAAUGUAGUACAUCAUGUACACUACGUACUUCUUGUGUGGUGCACUUAUUUCAGGGUAGUGUUGUCUCAAAUUGCGCACUAACGUUUUGCACUUACUGGAAGUGACGACGGCUUUUUUUUAACUGCCUUUUCAUCUUCAUUAUCUUUUUAUUUUGAAUUGGCAAAUUGUAAAUGUAUGGUGGUGCAUUAUUGCCAACAUCUCACCACUAUCUCCAUCAAACCAUACACAUUUCUCUUGUAUUUUGGAGUUAGGAAAGGCUACAAAAGAGCCUUGAAACUCAACAUACCAACUAUGUGGAAUCAUCCAAAGUUUGACAGCCUUCCAUGCCUAUGUACAGUUGAUAUGUAAGCUUUGAUUGGACAGUUGCUGUUUGAGGGUGGGUUUUACCGAACAGUCAUUUUGGACACAUUAAUUAUUCCCUAACAUUCCCUAACAUCGUCACUCCCCACUCUUAAGUUGAUGCAGUUAAUUUCUAAAGGUCAGGAUGUUAGUGAUGACCAGGUUCUGUAAAUCGUGCCUCCACUCUCCUGGCCCCGUCACACAUGAAAGGUGUGAUAUGACAACACGCGAUUCACCAGACAAACAGGUACUGGUUUGAGGGCCAUCGCCUCCCCUUUCAGUCGUACUAGUGAAUGGGGGACUCCCUCUCCCGCGAACCAUCCCAUGGACUGACUAGUGAAGAGCAUCAGUGGAGCAGAAUGUACCUCAUGUGUCCCAGAAUGUCCUCAGAGACUUGGUGAAGUGUGUCGACAUGAAUUGGUGUUUUUUUGGGGAGAAGAUUCGUCUCUCCAAAAGGCAUCUUAGCUAUGAGGAAUGUACUAUUGAGACACUCAACAAACUAAAGCCACUGGAUCCCUUUUGUGGUCGAUACCCGAAGAAGAUCAACGGAAAUCACAGUCAUUUUGAAUAUUCACGUAGGCACGGAUGCGUAUGUAUAUUAUGAGUACUAACUGUGAGGCAAGCGAGUGCUGGAGGAGUGUACAUAUAAUAAUUCUGUCUUGUAAAUCAGUAGUUUUAAUCCAUGCUCCACCAGGCCUGAUGGUAGGGUCAGAUGUUGGAUCUAGGUCCCAAAAUCUCCCGCCACCAGGCUGAGGUGGAGGUAAGGGUGUGAUGUAACUGAACAGCCUGAGAGGGGCAUCAGUUCAUAAACACUGCCGCUGCCUUCGAGAGCUGCUAAAGUAUUUAAAAGGUGUUGAACCAGUCUGGCUUUCACUGGAGAGUUGUAGUGUACUAUCGUGGCCUAGCUGCUGUUUGUCCCUGCUUUCUUACCCUGACAUGAAUAAAAAAAAAAACAGGGACAUAAAGAUGUUAAUUAUUGGCUUGAAAUACUGUAUUUCCAAUCUGCAGCUUAGAUUUUAAAACAUUUUUAUCAGUACCAGCCUUAUAAAAACAUCUUGCCUAUCAAAUUACGUCAGUAGUUUGUAGGUUUUCAUUCCAACUCUGCAGGUGUUAGAUGAUUAGCCUGGUGUUGAUUAGAGACGAGGAACACGAGUGAACGGAGCUGCUGUGGUGUUAGGAUUUAAUAGUUUCACUGUGUUACAAGUCUUUUAGAUAACAGUAGAGUAGAUCUUUUACACGGAUCACACAGGGCAGUAAACUCUAGAGAAGCAGAGCUGCCACGGUUUGUCUCAGGAUCUUGUUAUAAUGACAAAGUGUUUUUGUUUCAGGGGGAAUGGACCCUGUAACUCCUAAUAAUCAGAAAGAGUUCAAGAGAAUAAACAGGCUUAUCCCUGCCAACAUCACCUCUUCAAAGCCUGAUGUCAAAACUACCGAUGCUGACCUUAGACUAAGGGUGCUUUCGGACUUGCCCUGUUUGGUUCAAUCAAACUUGUUUGCCCACUAAGUGCAGUUCGUUUGGGCAGAUGUGAACACAGCAAUUGCACUCAAGUGCGCACCAAAACAACCGGUCAGAGACCUUCUUGAAGAGGUGGUCUCGGUCUGGUUCCAAACUUUUCUCGUCUUGACAUUCCAACAAAAUCAAACAUGUUUAAUAUUACCGUAAUUUUUUUUAGUUUGGGCUUUUGCAAAUACUGAAAUUUAAUGAUGUGAACAUUCUAAACAACUAACAGCAACCAAUGGUUGUAAGUUGAGGCAACAAAAUCGUGUUACGUGUUUUUGCAGACAUGUAAGAAAUUGUUAAUAUGUCACAUUUCUUAAAGGGAGUUUGGCAUAAUAUUUUCCACCAAUAGCAGGAUGGAAAGUAAUCUCAAAAAUGAAUCUAGUUGUCGUCUUGCAAAUAGUGACCCUGCAAGAUCCUCAGUCUUUGCAAAAUCUUACGGUCUGUGACCAAAAACUGACAUUCGGUUCUUCUCAAAGUCAAAGACACUCCCUUGGUAGGACAGGUCCUUCCAAAUCAGGUCCUAUAGAGGUUAGGUGAGACUCCUUCCUAGCAUUCGGUGAACACACACUGGAAUAUGCUAGCAAGUGCCCAGGUAUGUGUUAUUGAAGAGGCCCUGCCUUCAAUUCCACCAAAUCAUGCUCAAGAGUUGUGGGUACUUCAUGCCUGCUGACGAUACACACAUGCAUCUUUGAGAAUUCUCUGAUGGAAGGACUCGGUCCACGCUAGAAUUAAAAGGAUCCUUGACUUUGGAAUAGUCUUUCUGCGAGAUAUGAUGAUGUAGCCUCCUUGAAGUAUAGCUGUUUAAGGGGCCCACAUGCCAAGUUUUUUUGCACCCUCGACUUCAUUGUUUUUAAUGUAGAUGCACUGCAGGUGCACUCAAACACCAGAGUGACGGCAUGAUAAACUGGCUUCAACUUUUGGAAUGCAGCAGUGCACUCUGCAUGUCAUGUGACAAGGACCAAGUAAUCAUAGCUGGCAGACAUCUUUGCCUUCAUCCUUUAAUAUCAGUCUGUGAUAAAUAAGGAGGAGAAGUUAAGUAUUUUAGUGCAGGGCUGCCAGAGUUUUUCAUCUGCCCCACGAACAGCAGGCUUACACACAAAGAGCGCCUGGAAGAGGAACAGCUCUGCACUCAGGAUUUCAGGUAAAUAAGCUAUGACAAGGUGCUGGUUAAGGUUGCCUAGCAAUCUCAGAUGCAACCUGCCACCAUGCUCUGGAAAGGCACAAGAGUAGCACCCAACGCCUGACCUCAUGUCUUUCAGGUGGUUAAAAACGCUGCAUGUGUACAUUAUUAGGUGGGCAUUAUUGAAGACAUGGCAAAUUGUGCGCAAAGAGUUGUGGGUACCUCAUGCAGGCUGAGGAUACACACAUGCAUCCUUGAGAAUUCUCCAAAGGACAAACUCUGUCCUCUGUUGAACCUGAAGGAUGCUUGACUUUGGAGCAGACCUUCGGCAGAAUUCAAUGAUGUAGCCUCCUAAAAAUUCAGCCGUUGAAGGAUCCUUCCUUGACUUUGAGAAGCAUCAACCUUUAAAUGUGAGAGGGUGACAGACUUUAGUCCUUUAAAAGGUCAUAUUUCAAAGUUUUUGGGUAUGGUGGGCUUUAGUCCCCAAAGAUGUGCCCAAGAUAUUUUUUCCCAAUCAAGGUAAAAUGAGCGGCACAUGUAAUAUGCACCAUGGUUACCAUAUUAGUUUAGCACAUUAGCAUGCUAACAUUUGCUACCACUUCAUGCUACCACUGUCCUAUCAACAGAAAAAAUAAUCUCAAAAAAUAUCUCUGGGGACAAACCGCUCUCAUCUUACAACAAGAUGCUUUGUCAUUGUAACAAGAUACUCGGUCUUUUGUCAUUAUAACACGAUCUUAAAAUGAGACGAUGACGUUCUAACGAGAUGAAUUUGAAGACCACAAACGCGUCUUUUUGUGAAUGGUUGCAGAUCAUUGGAGCAUGUUGUAGCUUGUGUCCACAUCUCAAAGCAGCUGUGCAGUAGUUUUCUGUCCCCUGUGAUUCACCAAUGUAGUUUCACAGCAGGUCUGCAGUGUUGAUGUGAACUCUCUCUGCGCUCUGGAGGGAAAGAUGUACUACAACAGUGCUCAGCGACAACGAUCCAUGGGUUGCAUUCACCAAAAACCCUGUGAAUCAGUUACACAGUGUUACUCAUCGUAAUUUGCAAACCGCCAGAAGUUGUCACCAUAUGAGCAAUAAAAACAUCACUCCUUAUGGUAAAUCCUCUACCUAAAACUCGAGAGCCCCACACUUCCUCCCUCACUCAUGCUCCGCUUGCACUAAAGAUUCCUCUGAGUCGGAUGUUUCCCUUCCCUGGUGAUGAUGAAAGCAAGCAGAAGUUCAGCUCUGCUCUCCCAUAAUAAUCACUGUCUAACUAUAGGGCCCCUCCAUGAAUCUGCACUGUGUGUCUAUGCACACACACAAAAAAAAGCUUUUUCUUUUUCUCUGUAAGCAAUAAUGACGUUGCAUUAAAAGGCUCUCUGAGGGUUUGUCUUCUGCUGAAGGACGCAACAAAAAUGUGGUUCUGUCAGCCAGAACGAAAGGUCACAGAGCAGAAAUGCUGAGCUCCUGAAGUCAAUUUCUCAUUCAUUUUCCCCCUGUAGAGAAUAGGAUUAUGAGUCAUAAUCUGCUGCCUGUUGUAAGGUUCAUUUAACACACUCCUACACCUCCUGUAAAAAGUCUGUAGCCAGCUAGUUUGAGUCCAGAAUGCUUAACUUAAAUGAUCUUCAAGUCUUUGGAAAAAUGAAUUUGAAGCUUUCUUCUUUAAGUGAUAAAGGAGGCAAGACGUUUCGGCAUUCCUCUGCAGCUGGUGUACAUUUGAAGAGACUGCCUGGACUUCUCAGACCUGUGCACUCUGUUCAGAUGUACACUAAUGUGGAUGAAAGGGAGGAUGACUAAGCUCACUGAGCGCUGUGAUUGGUCCCUUCUUCUUGUCCUCUGAGCUUGAAGACAAACCCCACGAUUGGCUCUUCUUCAACAUGCAGGUUAGGUUAAAAAACAUACAAAAAAAGAGUAAAACACACAUUGAGUACCUGUAUUAUGUGUUCCUGUAGUAUAUUAAAUAUGUGUACUGUAUCUGGUGACUAAUUAUCAUGUAU